Talpa occidentalis (Iberian mole) is the source of this 4790-nucleotide messenger RNA. It is a transcript of the gene PRX, whose product is annotated as periaxin. The transcript is spliced from 7 exons. Gene Ontology annotation, biological process: peripheral nervous system myelin maintenance; regulation of RNA splicing. Lineage: Eukaryota; Metazoa; Chordata; Mammalia; Eulipotyphla; Talpidae. Gene Ontology annotation, cellular component: cytoplasm; nucleus. Gene Ontology annotation, molecular function: protein binding. The coding region runs from base 274 to 4596 and encodes 1440 amino acids. The record is from RefSeq and is a predicted model, not a curated record.
CCGGGAGCUCUCGAGGUGACUGGAGAUCUAGCGAGCCCCGGACCCAGGAGGCCCAAGUUGCUGAAGGUGACCUUGAGGCAGCAAGACCCCAGAGGAAGGACACAAGGCCCGUGGACGACUGUGCAGCACCCCAGGCUGGGCAUCUGUUAAGAGAGGGUGCUUGUGCCCACGCAGCGGCUCAGAGGCAGCUGCUCCAUGCGGAACUAAAGCUGGUCCUGCAGCAGAAGGGAGAGGAAGCAGGAGUCUGGAGCCCAGGUGACUCCCAGCAGUGCCAUGGAGGCCAGGAGUCGGAGUGCCGAGGAGCUGAGGCGGACGGAGUUGGUGGAGAUCAUCGUGGAGACUGAGGCGCACACGGGGGUCAGCGGCAUCAACGUGGCGGGCGGCGGCAAGGAGGGCAUCUUCGUGCGCGAGCUGCGGGAGGACUCGCCCGCUGCGCGGAGCCUCAGCCUGCAGGAAGGGGAUCAGCUGCUGAGCGCCCGCGUCUUCUUUGAGAACUUCAAGUACGAGGACGCCUUACGUCUGCUGCAAUGCGCCGAGCCUUACAAAGUCUCCUUCUGCCUAAAGCGCACUGUGCCCACCGGGGACCUGGCGCUGCGGCCUGGCUCUGUGGCCGGCUACGAGAUCAAAGGCCCACGGGCCAAGGUGGCCAAGCUGAACAUCCAGAGUCUGUCCCCCGUGAAGAAGAAGAAGAUGAUGAUGCCUGGGGCCCUGGGGGCCCCUGCAGACCUGGCCCCUGUUGAUGUGGAAUUCUCCUUCCCCAAGUUCUCCCGUCUGCGUCGGGGCCUCAAAGCUGAGGUUGUCAAGGGGCCUGUCUCAGCAGCCCCCACCCGCCGGCGCCUCCAGCUACCUCGGCUUCGAGUCCGAGAAGUGGCUGAAGAGGCUCAUAUAGCCCGGUUGGCGGCUGCCGCUCCUCCCCCCAGAAAGGCCAAAGCAGAGGCUGAAGCAGCAGCAGGAGCCCGUUUCACAGCCCCCCAGGUGGAGCUGGUUGGACCUAGGCUGCCAGGUGCCGAGGUGGGUGUCCCUCAGGUCUCAGUCCCCAAGGGGCCAAGAGAGGUGGCCCCAGCAGCCGAGGCAGCUGGUGGCUUUGCCCUUCAUCUGCCGACAUUAGGGUUAGGAGUCCCUGCUGCACCUGCUGUGGAGCCUAUAGCUGGAGGCAUCCAGGUCCCCCAAGUGGAGCUACCCACCUUGCCCUCUCUACCCACAUUGCCCACACUUCCCUGCCUGGAGUCCCGAGAAGGGGCUGCUACGGUCGUAGUGCCCACCCUGGAUGUGGCAGCGCCUGCUGUGGGAGUGGACCUGACCUUGCCGGGCAAAGAGGUAGAGGCCCGAGGAGAGGUGCCUGAGGUGGCCCUGAAGAUGCCCCGCCUCAGUUUCCCCCGCUUUGGGGCUCGAGGAAAGGAAGUUGCUGAGGUCAAAGUGGCCAAGGGCAGCCCGGAGACCAGGGCGAAGGGGCCCAGACUUCGAAUGCCUACCUUCGGGCUUUCUCUCCUGGAACCCCGUCCCACUGCCCCUGAAGUUGAGAGCAAGCUGAAACUGCCCAGCAUCAAGAUGCCCUCCCUUGGCCUUGGGGUCUCAGUGCCUGAGGUCAAGAUGCCCAAGGGGCCCGAAGUGAGUCUCCCCAAGGCCCCUGAUGUCAAGCUCCCAAAAAUGCCUGAGGCUGCCCUUCCAGAUGUGCAACUCCCAGAGGUGCAGCUGCCAAAAGUUCCAGAGAUGAAACUCCCAAAGGUGCCAGAGAUGGCUGUGCCGGAAAUGCAGCUUCCAGAGGUGCAGCUGCCACAGGUCUCUGCGAUGAAGCUCCCAAAGGUGCCUGAGAUGGCUGUGCCAGAUGUGCACCUCCCAGAGGUGCAGCUCCCGAAAGUUACAGAGAUGAAGCUUUCUGAGAUGAAACUCCCAAAAGUGCCUGAGAUGGCUGUGCCAGAUGUGCACCUCCCAGAGGUGCAGCUCCCGAAAGUGGCAGAGAUGAAGCUCCCAAAGGUGCCUGAGAUGGCUGUGCCGGAUGUGCACCUCCCAGAGGUGCAGCUCCCGAAAGUUACAGAGAUGAAGCUCCCAAAGGUGCCUGAGAUGGCUGUGCCGGAUGUGCAUCUGCCAGAGGUGCAGCUCCCAAGAGUCUUAGACAUGAAACUCCCGAAAUUGCCCGAGAUGACUGUGCCAGACGUGCACCUCCUAGAGGUGCAGCUCCCGAAAGUUCCAGACAUGAAGCUCCCCAAACUGCCUGAGAUGGCUGUGCCAGACCUGCACCUCCCGGACGUGCAGCUGCCGAAAGUGUCAGAGAUGAAACUCCCGAAGAUGCCUGAGAUGGCUGUGCCAGAUGUGCACCUCCCAGAGGUGCAACUGCCAAAGGUUUCGGAGAUGAGAGUCCCUGACGUGAGGCUCCCAGAGAUGAAACUCCCAAAGGUGCCUGAGAUGGCCGUGCCUGAUGUGCACCUCCCAGAAGUGCAGCUGCCGAAAGCAUCAGAGAUGCGGCUGCCAGAAAUGGAAGUGCCAAAGGUCCCAGAGGUUCACCUCCCGAAGGUAUGCGAGGUGAAGCUGCCCAAGGCUCCAGAGGUGCAGCUGAAAGCUGCCAGGGCAGAACAGGCAGAGGGGAAGGAAUUUGGCUUCAAAAUGCCCAAGAUGACUAUGCCCAAGCUAGGGAGGGCAGGGUCCCCAUCACGAGGCAAGCCAGGUGAGGCAGGUGCUGAGGUCUUGGGGAAGCUGGUGACACUUCCCUGUCUGCAGCCAGAGGUGGGCAUCGAGGCUCGUGGGGGUGCUCCCUCUCUUACAUUGCCCUCUGUGGAGCUACAUCUGCCAGGAGCCCUCGGCCUGGAGGGACAGGUCCAAGCAGCUGCAGUAGGCAAGGUGGAGCGGGCAGAGGGCCCCCAGGUGGCAGCAGGGGUCAAGGAAGGGGCCUUCCGGAUGCCCUCUGUUGAGAUUGUCACCCCACAACUGCCCACAGUGGAGGCUGGCGAAGGGCUGCUAGAGGUGACGGAGAUGAAAGUCAAGCCCUCCUCCAAGUUUUUCCUGCCCAAGUUUGGACUCUCAGGGCCAAAGGUGGCCAAAGCAGAGACUGAGGGGGCUGGGCGAGCCUCCAAGCUGAAGGUAUCCAAGUUUACCAUCUCACUCCCCAAGGCUCGCGUGGGGACCGAGGCUGAGGCCAAAGGGGCAGGGGAGGCAGGCCUGUUACCUGCUCUCGAUCUGUCCAUCCCACAUCUCAGCCUGGAUGCCCAUCUGCCCACAGGCAAGGUGGAAGUGGCAGGGGCUGAUGCCAAGCUCAAGGGGCCCAGGUUCGCCUUGCCGAAGCUUGGCAUCAGAGGCCGAGACACCGAAGCAGGGGAUCUAGUGACAGGGGUGGCUGAGUCGGAGGGCAAGGGCUGGGGUUGGGAUGGGAGGAUGAAGAUGCCCAAGCUGAAGAUGCCCUCCUUUGGGCUAGCUCGAGGGAAGGAAUCAGAAAUUCAGAGUGGACGUGUCAGCCCCGGGGAAAAGCCAGAGUCCACAGCUGGGCAGCUUAAGAUCCCAGAGGUGGAGCUGAUCACGCUGAGGGGCCAGGAAGAAGGGGGGCCAGCUGGAGUGGUGGUGGCCGGUGGAGUGCAGCUGUCAGACUUGCAAGUGUCCACAAGUAGGCCAGCGAGCGCUGAAGGCCAGGAGGGGGCGCUGAAGAUGCCCCCACUGGGCAUCUCCCUGCCUCAGGUAGAGCUGACCAGCUUUGGGGAGGUGGUUGCCGGUGCCGCCCCCAAGCAGCCCGCUGAGAGUGCAGCCUCUUUAGCAGAGGGCACAGCAGGCUACAGGAUCCAGACGUCUCAAGUGACCUCGGUCCAGCCUGGGACGCAGGGAGCAGGUGGUGAGCUGUUGGUGGGCGAGGGCAUCUUUAAGAUGCCUGCUGUGACGGUGCCCCAGCUUGAGCUGGACGUGGGGCUGGGAGCAGAGGCGAAGGGAGGCGAGGCAGCCGCGGGCGAUGGUGGGCUGAGGCUGAAGAUGCCUGCUCCGGAGGCCAAAGCCGGGGCUAGGGGAGAAGCGCCUGGGGCCCAGCCUCCAGGGGCCGAGCGCACUUUCCACCUCUCACUGCCCGAUGUGGAGCUCUCGCCGCCCGCAGUUGGCAGUCAUGCUGAGUACCAGGUCACAGAGGGCGAGGCGGACGCCGGGCACAAACUGAAGGUGCGGCUGCCGCGGUUUGGCCUGGUGCGGGCCAGGGAGGGGGGCGAGGAGGGCGAGAAGGCCAAGAGCCCGAAACUCAGGCUGCCCCGCGUGGGCUUCGGCCAGAGCCAGAGCGAGGCGGGCGCGAGGGAUGGCUCUCCCAGCCCCGAGGAGGAGGAAGAGGAGGCCAGCGGAGAAGGGAGCUCUGGCCGCCGAGGGCGAGGCCGGGUCCGCCUGCCCCGUGUGGGCCUGUCUUCCCCUUCCAGGGCCUCUCGGGGGCAGGAGGGUGAGGCAGCCGCCAAGUCCCCCGGUGGGGAGAAGUCGCCCAAAUUCCGCUUCCCGCGGGUGUCCCUGAGCCCCAAGUCCCGGAGCAGGAGCGGGGACAAAGAAGAGGGUGGAUUCCGGGUUAGGCUGCCCAGCGUGGGGUUUUCGGAGUCAGGGGCUCCAGGCCCUACCAGGAUGGAGGGGGCUCAGGCCGCUGUCAUCUGAAGUCACAGGGAGACUCCCCGUUGUCUUCGCAUCCCGCCUCCCCCUUGUUUUGUGUGUGAGAUAACUAGCACUAACCCUGGGGGCGGGGGUGGCCAGGAGGUGGACUACUGACCAGGGCAGGGCCGUGGAGGCCUCGCGCCUCGCGCCGUCUCGUUGGCAGGAGUGCCCAUAUCGUGCCAUGUGAAUAAAGUAAU